Molecule: messenger RNA, 1146 nt
Organism: Galeopterus variegatus (Sunda flying lemur)
Lineage: Eukaryota; Metazoa; Chordata; Mammalia; Dermoptera; Cynocephalidae
Product: disks large homolog 2-like
Exons: 7
Coding region: 131-967 (278 amino acids)
Biological process (GO): chemical synaptic transmission
Cellular component (GO): neuron projection; postsynaptic density membrane; neuromuscular junction
Molecular function (GO): protein binding
Source: RefSeq, a predicted model, not a curated record
AGGCUUCAGUAUUGCAGGAGGUGUGGGGAACCAACACAUUCCUGGAGACAACAGUAUUUAUGUAACUAAAAUUAUAGAUGGAGGAGCUGCACAAAAAGAUGGAAGGUUGCAAGUAGGAGACAGACUACUAAUGGUAAACAACUACAGUUUAGAAGAAGUAACACAUGAAGAGGCUGUAGCAAUAUUGAAGAACACAUCGGAUGUAGUUUAUCUAAAAGUUGGCAAACCCACCACCAUUUAUAUGACUGAUCCUUAUGGUCCACCUGAUAUUACUCACUCUUAUUCUCCAUCGAUGGAAAACCAUCUACUCUCUGGCAACAAUGGCACUUUAGAAUAUAAAACCUCCCUGCCACCCAUCUCUCCAGGAAGGUAUUCACCAAUUCCAAAGCACAUGCUUGUUGAAGACGACUACACCAGGCCUCCGGAACCUGUUUACAGCACUGUGAACAAACUGUGUGAUAAGCCUGCUUCUCCCAGGCACUAUUCCCCUGUUGAGUGUGACAAAAGCUUCCUUCUCUCAGCUCCCUACCCCCACUACCACCUAGGCCUGCUCCCCGACUCUGAGAUGACCAGUCAUUCCCAACACAGCACUGCAACCCGUCAGCCUUCAGUGACUCUCCAACGGGCCAUCUCCCUGGAAGGAGAGCCCCGCAAGGUGGUCCUGCACAAAGGCUCCACUGGCCUGGGCUUCAAUAUUGUGGGCGGAGAAGAUGGAGAAGGUAUUUUUGUAUCCUUUAUUCUGGCUGGCGGACCAGCAGACCUAAGUGGGGAACUCCAGAGAGGAGACCAGAUCCUAUCGGUGAAUGGCAUUGACCUUCGUGGAGCAUCCCAUGAACAGGCAGCUGCUGCAUUGAAGGGAGCUGGACAGACGGUGACGAUUAUAGCACAAUAUCAACCUGAAGGUCAGUCAGAACCCAGACAUAUAAAGUUCCGAUAUGUCUCUGUGAAUGUGUACUCACAUUACUGAUCACCUGUAUUAACCAGAGUUACCACCAAUAACGUUUUUUGAAACUACUUAUGGUGAAAAUUUGAUGGUUCAAGUCCAAAGAACAUGAGGCUUCAUUUCCCCUAAUCUUCCAGGAAAACAUCAGGCAGUUAGAAAGGCCUGUAUGAAAAUAUGAAUUCAAAUAAACAGUAAACAGCAUC